This is a messenger RNA of Sclerotinia sclerotiorum 1980 UF-70, 210 nucleotides long. RefSeq lists its product with no specific name. The coding region runs from base 1 to 210 and encodes 69 amino acids. NCBI's taxonomy places the organism in Eukaryota, Fungi, Ascomycota, Leotiomycetes, Helotiales, Sclerotiniaceae. The transcript has a single exon. The record is from RefSeq and is a predicted model, not a curated record.
AUGCAAGCCAUGCAGUGUCAUGGUGAAAAAGAAGUGUGGAAUGUGAAGAUAAGGAAUCCGGGGAGCAUGCUCGCUAGUGGACAAUGUGUGAGAGCGAUAAGAAACCCCCGGAAUGACACACUCAGCCUUAAUGCUGGAGUCCCCAAGUCAUCUUUCGAAGCCAUGAACAUGGAGGCUAUGAAGAUCGAUAUCGAUAAGCAAUUCGAUUGA